UUUUAGACAAUUGUAUGCUUCCGAUUGGGAUGAACUAGAAUGGAGAUUGAGAGCUUGGCCUUCAUGACCAACAUCAUUGCCUCACAUCACAAAUGCUCUUCUGGAAUGGGCAAAAAUUCCCACAGACACACUCCAAAAUCUUGUGGGAAGCCUUCCCAGAAGAGUGGCAGCUGUUAUGGCUGCAAAGGGGGGACCAAUUCCAUAUUGAUGCCUAUGGAUUUAGGAUGGGACGUCAUAAAAGUGCCUGUGGGUGUAAUGGCCAGGUGUCCCAUUUCUAUUGUCCAUAUAGUGUACGUUGCUUCGUCAAUGUGUGCCUAGGUGGAGCUGGAGGAACAUGGCUGGGAGGGGUUGGUCCAGGAGGAGCAGCAUGGCCAGGUGCAGCUGGAGUUCCUGUUAUUCCCCAAACUGGUCUGCCAGUAGGGGGAGCCAGAGGGAAGGCCUCAAAAGUACCAGGUGUGGGAAUACCUGGACUCUAUCAGCGUGGACUUGUACCAGCGCAAGGUCUCGGUGGUUGGGGGACAGUGCCUGGUGUGGUGACAGGGGCAGAACUUCAGCCACAAGGGACGGGCCAACUUGGGCAGGGUAUAUAUGGAGCUACUGGAGGCCGUGAUGCAUUUCUGCGCCAGCCAGGAAUCUUCAGUGGCUACCCCUUGACCUCCCCCAAAAUUCAGGGUGUGGGUGCACUCAGUCUGGCUAAAGCCCAGGCCAAAGCAGCUAAAUACGGAGGAAUCCCAGGAGGGUAUCCCGGUGGGCUCAAAGCUCUUAAAUAUGGUCCAGGUGGAGUCGCAGGAGGAUUUGGAAUUCCCGGUGCAGUUCCAGGUCUUGGAUAUGGAUUUGGUGCCGGACUCGUCCCUGGUGCUGGAGCCGUCCCUGGAGUCGCAGGAGUUCCAGGUUCUGUGGGGAUCCCCCAGAUUGGAUUCGGAGUUGGGCCUGGAGGGUAUGGUGGAGGCGGUAAGCCCCCAAAACCUGGGUAUGGUGGAGGUGUUAAGCCCCCAAAACCUGGUGUCCCUGCUGUCGGUGAAGGGGUUCUGGGAGGAAUAGGUGUGGAUCGAAUCUCUAGCACGGCAUCUGGAGGUACGGCAACAAGGGUCCCGGGAACCACUGGAGCACCACUCGUUGACGGUGGAAACCCAGCAAAGGGACCAACGCAGGCACCUGGAGAAACUAAAAUCUUAGGAGCGACGGCCACUGUUGUGGCUCACACAGCUCCAUCGCCCAGUGCCGGAGGUGUUGUGGCAGGUACAGAGCUACUGAGUCUUGACGUGGGUGCAGGAGUUAUUCAGCCUAGUGCUGGAACAAGCAUUAGCACUGGUGCUGGUCCUGGUGUUAGUCCUGGUGCUGCUGCUGGUCCGGGAAGUGGAACUGAGUCACUGCCGAGAGCCAAGCCUCUAAAAUCUCCAGCCGAAGGAUCUGAGGGAACAGCCAGCUCACAAAAAGAAGCCAAAAACAAUGGCCUCCGGGGAUUACUGGGUGGAAGCAGCUAUGGAGAGGGUUCUGGAUGUCAAGGCAGAUCCUGUGGGAGAAGAAAGUGAGAGAACUUGAGCAUAUCAAGACCUCAAGACAUUAUGGUGCUACUUCCUGAUCCAGAAUGUACAUUUUUACAAGCAAAAAUGUUUGUUCUGCUUCCAUGUACCAAAGUUUGACUUUCCUUUGUACUGUACUUGAGUAAAAAUUCAUUUGCAAGCACACAAAUGUAAAGAAGCGUUUGAUAUUCCUGAAUAAUAUUUUUUUUAAAAUCAGUAGCUUACAGUCAAUGUAUGUUUGAAUAAUACCAUGCUGAUUGUUAGCCAGUUUACAAGCAAUGCAUUUACCAGCCUUUUUGUUUUUUUAGACACACAGAGUCUGAAGAUGUGUGGCUGCUACUUUAAAAACUGUGCAAGUGAAGGCGUUGCAGCGUAAAAGUAGGCGUGUCCCGUUUGAUAUUUCGUAUUUUAGUGUUUAACUCGUCGGCAAUUUGUGCGUGGACGUUAUUCUGCAAUAAACGUAGGCCUAAAAGCCGGUACCUAUGCAAUCAUGGCAUUAAACUUUCAAAUUGUGUUUUACACAUACGCUUUUUAUUUUAUUAAAAAUGUAACAGUGAAAUUAAACGAUGAAAUUAUACAGUACAAUGCCUCAUGAGUAAUAAAUAGGGAAUAAGUGUAUAUAGGAAGAGAUACUUACACAACCACCACGUUUUGUUACGUUGCGUGACUAGAGUGCUUUUCUGAUUUUUGGAAACCGUAUAAAUGCAAUUCCCGAAUAGGAAUCAAGAUGUUUUUGAGCACGUUCUAGUUAACAUUUUCAAUUGUAUGGUAAACGUGUGCAACAUUUGUGAUCUUCUUGUUCUAAGCAAUGUUUACUGCGGUAAUCAGGACUAAUCAUGUUUUUAAAUCGCUCAUUAGGCUGCGUUAUUUAAAAAAAUAACAUUUUUAUAAUGUUUUUUAAUAAUAUUAUUAACAUUCAAGGGUGUCCCCGGAGCGUACCCACGAGGUCUGUACUAUGAAAUGUGUCAGGCCAACAGGCUUAACUUGAGCGGAUGGUGUGUUAACAUUUUCAUUGUUUUAAAACAAGUUUUAUAAGGCAAGUAAAAGUCGUGCAUUGCAGACUUUCCUCCGGGUAAAUACUGAUGGUGUGGUGGGAAGGAUCAAUGCAUGUUUUUGUUGAAUACUUUUGAUCAUUUGUUGGAAUCGCCCUGCAUUAUAAUUGAUUAAAAAUUAACGUAAUAAAGUAUUUUUCAGCGUGAA
This is a messenger RNA of Paramormyrops kingsleyae, 2723 nucleotides long. The record is from RefSeq and is a predicted model, not a curated record. NCBI's taxonomy places the organism in Eukaryota, Metazoa, Chordata, Actinopteri, Osteoglossiformes, Mormyridae.